Meleagris gallopavo (turkey) is the source of this 11845-nucleotide messenger RNA. The record is from RefSeq and is a predicted model, not a curated record. Lineage: Eukaryota; Metazoa; Chordata; Aves; Galliformes; Phasianidae.
GGGCGGUGGGCAUGGAAUGGGCUGUCCAGAGCUGUGGACACAGCCCCAAGUGCCAGAGUUCAACACUCUCAGACAUAGGGUUUGAUUUUGGGUGGUGCUGUGUGGAGCUAAGGGUGGGACUCCAUGAUCCUUGUGGGUCCCUUCCAACUCAGGAUAUUCUGUGAUUCUGUGAUGCUUUUUUGCUCAGCAGAACUGCUUGGGACAGGAAAGUCUGCACACUUUGGGAUGUCUGACUGUGCAGUGUCUGCCAUCCACACCACAAAGCUGAAGUGUUACAGCACAGUGUAUGGGCCACCAAUUUCAUCUAGAAUGAUACUUGUGUUACAAGAGUGUACUGAUGGUGAUUUAGCUUUUCAGGUCAAUUCACACCACUAAAUUGUGAUAAUCCCGGGGAGACGUGUUGUUUAAGUUAGGCUUGGUUCUAAUUCUGUUUGCGUGCAGAAGGAUCUGGAUUUGCUAUACUGUGUUGUUAUUUUAGUGUAAAUAAGGGUCUGAAGCUGGAUGUUUGCUUCAGCUGGAUGCAAAUUCUCUUGCUCUUUCUGCUUAUUCAGCCUCACUGUAAACCUGCAGUGUGUUCUGCAUUAACAUUGUGCCUGCUGGGAGAGGCCACCUGGAGCAGGUCACCUGUGUCCUCAGCAACUGGUCAGUUACAACUCCUGUGGCAAAAGGAGUCAGGAUUAGCGUUUUCACUUGGCUUUUCAUAAGAUGGGUGCUAAUGAGCUCACUGAUCUAUCUGGAAAAAGUAAGUCAGCACAGGGAAAUUGUCUCAGCCUCUUUGUUGACAUUACUGUGGCAAGCAAUCACAUAGCUGAGCGAUGUACAUUGUUAUUUUUAAUACUGUCAGCUAGGAAAAUUCAUUGCACCUUCAUUAUAUCAUAUGUUAUUACAGAUAUCGUUUUGGAAAGGGCAAUUCCUGCAAUAUGAUGCUGAUCUCCCACAGACUAAUUUUGCACAAGUGCAGUUCCUGAGAGCUUGCCUGCUCUGGCAGCAAGAUAGGAUGUGAAUUUAUAGCAUCCUAGCUAUUCUAUGUUAAUUCACUCAGUGUUUGUCUUUGUGGAUGAUAUUUCACUCCACUUUGAAUGUGAAUUAAGUUGCUCUUCCAGAUUUCCACAAACAACACUGGUGCAAGACAGCCAUUGCUCUGUAAAUUUGUACACUUCCUCACUGCACACUAAAUUCCUCUUGCAGACAAGUGUUCCAUUCACUGGGAUGAUUUCUGACUUGCAUUAACCUAAGUGAGACUGCAUUGCUAUAGCUGAACCGAUAGUGUUGUAAGGAUAGAGUCAUUACAAUACAGGCAAAACCCUUAAAUCAAAAUCCCAACUUAAGCCUAGCGACAUCCAUGCUUCCACAUCAGGCUUUGCUGGUCCAGUUCACAAGGACAUAUCUAUGCAUCCUGCCAUGACUCAUUCCCAUUUUCAGCCCAUCGUUCAUGCCACUGGUGUCAGGAAAACAACUUGGAUUAAAAAGUAACUCUCAAAAAAUGUUGUGAAUGUUUCUAAUCCCAGUCAUCCUGAUGUGUCUGGUGCAGAGAGCAGCCCUAGGAGCAGGAGCCUUGGGAGCAGCAGGCAAGCAGCAGGCAAGCAGCAGGCUCAGGUAGGAGACGAGGAGCAUAACAAAGGAUGAGAAGGACCCCUCUCUCCAGCUUUGCUGCCAGAACAGCCUGCUGCCUCGGGAGCUCUCUGUGCUUGUACUGGGGCUUUGUGAGCUGGAAUGCUGGUCAGUGGGCAUCAUCCAUGCUAGUGUGACGUUCACCAUGGCUGAGGCAGAGAUCAGAGGGCAUUAAGCUUUGUGUGCAGCUGUCCUAAAGUGGGAUGAAUGAAAUUAAUUGCCCAUAAAACUCUGCCUUCCAAAGGAAGUGCAAAGAAUGCAACUUCAGGGCCUUAAGGGAGAUUUUAUUCAGAGUGCUUUUGCUCAAGUAUCAAACACACACAGGCACACAACCUUGCAAAGAGCAAGAACAAAACAAGACCCAUAGUGUGCAGUUAUUCUGUGACUUCAUAGAUGGGUAAAACUGCAAGGAACCAAAACUUCACUCUAAGUCAUUCCCCAUGCUUUCUCUUGCUGAAAGAGUCUGUUUGAAUACUCAGACUUCCUCUUACUGUGAUAAGAUCAAAACCCCCCGACCUCAUUUGUUUUAAUGCCAGCCUGGAGCCUUAGCUGCCAGAUGUCUCUUGCUUGAGCAACCACUUGGAGGAAGAAAGGAAGCACUUCUUUUCCAAUAUUUUAAAAUGGUGUUAAAAGGAAUGGUCACAGUGCCUAUACAUAAAGUACUGUUUAAAAUUAUAUAAGUAACAAUAAUAAUAAGUAAUUGAAAAUGUUGCCUUCGCUUUCACAACUUCCCACAAGAUUUUUUUUCUCUUGUGUGCACUCUGACUGAUUUUGCAGAGCAUGUGUAGUUGAUCCUGAAGGAGGCUAAUGAAACUUUUUAUAGCAUUUUCAGGCUACUCAUAAAAGCACUGUAUUGAAACUAGGAAUCACUUGUUGUUUUUAUGACUGAUAUUGUUAUUAUUUUCUAAAAUUAAAAAUAGCCCAUGCUAAAUUUAAGGUCCUCCAAAAUAAUAUAUAACUGUGGCUAUGCUCUGGUGGUUUUUUUUGUUUUUUUUUUUGUCUACAAAAGUCAUAAUUUCUGUCCUCAGUUGUCUAAGGCACGUGGUAGCGGAAUCCGCUGCAGUGAAAAGUAGUAGAAAAGGAAAGCAUGCACAAAAAGGUUUUGGUCCCUAUUUCUUCCAAUAGUUUUCUCAUGUUCCUAUAACAUUUUCAUUUGCCCAUUCAGAAUCUCUUUUCCAUAAAAUAAUCCAGUCCUUCCUUGUACUCCGUGUUCUCGGCACAUAGUUGUACAGCCUGACUGUAGGGCACGACCAGUGAAUCAUAAUAGCAAAUGUCAACAGCAAAAGAUCUCCAAUAGCCCAUUAGCUGUUUGAGUUCAUAUUUGUUAUUUACUGAGUGACGGUGAAUAAUGAACAAAUUGCUGCAAAUCAUUACAGAUUUGUGGCUAAGUCGCUAGUAAAAAGGGAAAAUCGGUUAAAGUAAUUACAUAAUUUAUUUGCAAUGGAAAAAUUGCCUUGUUCUCAUUAAUAUUAUAUAGGUUAGACAUAGCACUAGCAAGAGAAUAAAAUCAGUUAGGGAUGCAAAAAAUGGAAACUAAAAUUAGAGGAGAGUGAAAGAAAUUCUCACAAAAUGCCUCCACGAACCAAUUAUCAGCCCUAAUCUCUGUAAUUGAGACCUGUGCAAGCAUCAGACAGCUGCAGAUAGUCACUCCAAGUUUUGCCUGUAGUCAGUAGUUAGAUGAAUACAUUAAGUUAGGUACAUCUCAUUAUAGCUAAAUCUUUGGUCAGCCUUCGAAUUUGUGUAUGAAUUCAGAUUUCAUCUUUUACUUGUAGCAUAUGGGAUCGGGCCAGUAUGCAAGUCUGCUGGCCAUCCAGGCAGGCCUUCUGAGAGGUAAAUCAGAAUUCUGUAGCUGUUGUACAAAUGGGCACAGGAGUCCGAGAGCGUACCGUUGAAGGAAAAUGACAGUUCCCAGCACACAGAUUGAGUAGUGAGGGGCCAAGCCUAAAAUAGAAUGGUAUCUAACUAUUUUUCCAUUGGCUUUGCGAAGCGCACAAGGGCAUGCCUCUUCAUGCAUUUGCUUGAACCGUCCUCCAAAUCAAUUGCCAUUUUAGGAUAGUCUCAAGGACUGUGUAGAAGCAAGAGAUGUCCUGAAAGUGUUUUUAUGUUUCCUCUUUAAAGAAAAUACAGAGUAUCAGGAGUUAGUCUUAUCAGACAUUAUGCAAAAUCUUAUGACAGAUAAAAAAUCCUGCUCAGCUUCAUAUCUAAUUAGCUCUAAUAUUUUUUUCAUUGCAAAGUCAAAGGCUGUCCGAAUUAAUGCAGCUAUCUGAAUAUUUUUAGUCAGGAGCCUAUUAAUGCUGAAAUGUUGUUUUGCAAAAACGUGCUAUAACUAAAGCUCAUGAUGGAAGUAAUUUGUAAUAUUCAAUGACCUCAUUUUAUACUGUUUUGCUCACUAGAAGCUAAUGUAUACGAUGCCAUGUGAAAUUUUCAGAGAAGCCUGUCUGCAGGACUUAUGGGAGCCAUAAAUGGAUUAAACCUCUCACUCCCUGCUUUGGCAAGUGAUCAGUUACAUUUAAAUAAAGGUCAGUCUGUCUUUACAAAGAACACACUGGAAGCAAGCUUAAUAGCUUUCCCUACUGAGCCUAGAACAUAACUAUUUGAAGCAUAAUUAACAGCAGGGUGCCAGUCACUGAUUGUGCUUUUUGCUUUAUUUUACGUCUGGGGAGUUCCAGUAUUCCCCAUUAGUUUUAAGAGAGGGCACAGUGCUAGUUAUCAAAUUGACAGUCUUGACCUGGCAUCUGAAAGCAGCUGUAAAACAUUGCUUAGGGCAAUUAAGAUGAAGGCCAAAUGCCAUAUCAAGACCAGGACUGUAAUAUUGCUACAAAUUGGACAGUCAUGUUCCAUGCCAUGAUUCCAGACAACAGCAUAGGCAUGGUAUCUGCUAGAUUCAAGAGUGCGGACUUGUUUACUCUCAUACCAGGUGAUAGUGAUAAGGAAGUAAACCAGAUGUCCUAUUACCUCAUCUUUAACGGUACUGACCACAAAAGGGUUAAACACAGUAUGUCCUGUUUCCUGAGCAUAUCCCAUUUGUUUAGGGUUUCUUGACUAAUAUUUGUAGCCUCUGUGUCAAAAGUGAUAACCAUCUACAUGUGAAGAGAACAUGGCCGACAGAACAAUUUUGGUAGCCUGCAGACAGCCUGAAGUUCUAAUGGAGAUCUGUGAAUUACCCUGACCUGCUGGACUGGAACACCAACUUGAGCAGUCCAGUGGCUGCACUUCACUGUCGUCGGUGACUAAUUCUGCUCUGAUCAUUUCAUCUAAUGCUACCAGAAAAUGGGUCAUGGGUUAUAUGGGACUUUUGAAAUGUUGUCCUCCUGGAGAAAAACUAGAGAAGACCAACAUGUUAAAGAGAGGACUGCAGCCGUAUUUGCAGACUCCAUGCUCUCGUUUUCCCUCACCACUGCCAUGUACCUGGUCACUUUUGGAAUAGGUGCCAGUCCCUUCACUAACAUUGAAGCAGCCAGGAUUUUCUGCUGCAAUUCCUGUAUUGCAAUUUUCUUCAACUACCUCUAUGUACUCUCCUUUUAUGGUUCCAGCCUGGUGUUUACUGGCUACAUAGAAAACAACUACCAGCAUAGUAUCUUCUGUAGAAAGGUACCAAAGCCAGAGGUAUUGCAAGAGAAGCCUGCAUGGUAUAGGUUUCUUCUGACAGCCAGAUUCAGUGAGGACACAGCGGAUUCAGAGGAAACGAACACUUACGAGAGUCAUCUUUUGGUGUGGUUCCUUAAACGCUAUUAUUGUGACUGGAUAACAAACACUUACGUCAAGCCUUUUGUAGUUCUCUUUUACCUUGUUUAUAUAUCCUUUGCCUUAAUGGGCUACCUGCAGGUCAGUGAAGGGUCAGACCUGAGCAACAUCGUAGCGACCGCUACACGGACCAUUGAGUAUACGACUGCCCAGCAGAAGUAUUUCAGUAACUAUAGCCCGGUGAUUGGGUUCUACAUCUACGAGUCGAUAGAGUACUGGAACACCAGUGUCCAGGAGGACGUGCUGGAGUAUACCAAGGGCUUUGUGAGGAUAUCUUGGUUUGAGAGCUACUUAAAUUACCUUAGGAAACUCAACAUAUCUACUGGAUUGCCCAAGAAAAAUUUCACUGAUAUGUUGAGGAACUCCUUCUUGAAAGCCCCUCAGUUUGCCCAUUUUUCAGAGGAUAUCAUCUUUUCCAAGAAAUACAACAACGAAGUUGAUGUCGUGGCCUCCAGAAUGUUCCUGGUGGCCAAGACAAUGGAAUCCAAGAGGGAAGAACUUUAUGACCUCCUGGAAACCCUGAGGAAGCUCUCUCUCACCUCCAAGGUGAAAUUCAUCGUUUUCAAUCCAUCAUUUGUGUACAUGGAUCGUUAUGCCUCUUCAGUGGGAGCCCCCUUACAAAACUCCUGCAUUAGUGCUUUAUUUCUGCUCUUCUUCUCUGCAUUCCUGGUGGCAGACUCUCUGAUCAAUGUAUGGCUCACUCUAACUGUUGCCUCGGUUGAGUUUGGAGUUAUAGGUUUUAUGACCUUGUGGAAAGUGGAACUAGAUUGUAUUUCUGUGUUGUGCUUGAUUUACGGAAUUAAUUAUACAAUUGACAACUGUGCUCCACUGUUAUCAACCUUUGUCCUGGGCAAAGAGUUCACAAGAACUAAAUGGGUGAAAAAUGCCCUGGAAGUGCAUGGGGUAGCUAUUUUGCAGAGCUACCUCUGCUAUAUUGUUGGUCUGAUUCCUCUUGCAGCUGUGCCUUCAAAUCUGACCCGUACACUGUUCAGGUGCUUGUUUUUAAUAGCAUUAGUCACCUUCUUUCACUGCUUUGCCAUUUUACCUGUGAUAUUGACUUUUCUGCCACCGUCCAAGAAGAAGAGGAAAGAGAAGAAGAAUCCUGAAAACCGUGAGGAAAUAGAGUGUGUUGAAAUGGUGGAUAUGGAUAGCACUCGAGUGGUUGACCAAAUUACAACAGUCUAACUUGUUUGUUUGUUGCUUUUUUACAGUAGGUCUUACUGAGAAAAAAUAAACCAGUACUGACUCAGUAUCUGGGGAGAGAAAGGGGUUUGGAGGUUUCUCCUCCCCCCUCUAAGCUAAAUCCAGGAAUAUUCAAAAUGCGAAAUUUAAAAAGAAAAUAAAAGAGCCAGGGGAUUGCACCUUGAUCAGCUCCAAUAACAGGUAUUACGAGAGAAUUUGCACACCUGUGCAAAGAGGGAAUGAAUUUCAGACACGUGAAGUGAAAUCUAAUGAGAGAGGUUGGGUUCCUAAGCAGCCUUAUGCAUUGCUUGCGCUGCAGAUACUGCAAUUAUUGUUGCUAAACCCCAUCAGAUUGAAAGGUCAGCUGUCAAGGAUGAAGUAGCACUAAGUAUUCGCUGGAUGUAAAGGCUUUACAAACUUUCUGCAAAGCAAUAACUCAAGUCAGUGAGUCCACUCUUAUAGGUCUUAGCCAUCAUGUUUAAUUUUUCUUUUCUCCCCUAAUCUAAACAUUUAUGCAAGACUGUAUAACAGAUAGCAAACUGUACUGAGAAAGAAGGCAGUACACAGCAACCAAACACUUUCCAAACACUUUUAUGCUAUAAAUCACUUUUUUUUCUAAAAAUAUCCUUAUUUUAAAAUGUAAAUCAUCCUGCGUAACAUUUUUAAUCAUGGUUUUAUAGCUGUUUCUUUUUCUUAUAAAAACAAAAAAGAAAAAAAAAUCCGAGUGACUCUGUCACUGUAGAAACCAUAUAAUUCUAUUUUAUAAAUGUCUUGCUACUAGCUAAACACCUGCUUUACCAACUGUAACCUUGUUAGCACUCUACUAACACACGCGAGUGGAUCUAGCAGCAGACAGAAGACGGUGUACUGGAUAUUUCAGCACCCAAAUCCAUGAUGCAAACCUCAUGUACUAAAACGUUGCCGAGAAAGUGAAUGUUAGGGCUCUUUUGGUGAGAGCCUAUUUCAGGCCAUUCACUAGUAAUGCACACUAAAAAGAUUAGUAGGUAGUUUUCUGUAAUGUGUAAUUUACUGUAACUUCCUGGAGUACCAGUAAAGCAAUAGACCUGACAGCUAUGGGCUCUUCCAAGAGACAGCAGACCCUGAGAGUUGUACGUAGCAAACUGAAGUUUAAUACUAGCAAGUUGAACAAUGUCCCCAAAGAGUCCAUAUCAAAGCGGCCUAUUGGAAACAUCACAUCCAAGAGAAAAAAAAAAGAAAAAGAAGAAAAAAAAAACGUACCUUAAAAAGAUUACAUUACCAAUUCUUGUUGGAGCUGUGAGUUCUAAAUAAUUCCAUCAGCGUCUCUGAUAUGGAGUAAUACAGAUAACAAAGCAUUUCUUCCCACCCUGCACCCCUCUACCCCUCAGAACUACAUUAUUAUUACUCAGUGGUUUGUUACCGUGUUGGGAUACAUGAGCCAAUUCUCUGGGUUUUGCUGAGGGUGCUCCAGCUAUAAAUGGCCUGCAAAAAAACCGUCUGCAGGAAGCUGACGUGUAUCAGGCAAUCUCAUGAAUGUACGGACCCAAGAGUGCUGCACAGGUUCUCAACAGCUGGCGUGGUGCUUGCCAGUGCCUGGAGGUCAUUGGGUCCUGCAGGAGCUCUGGUGCUUGGCUGCAGGGCACCAGCAUUGCACAGACUUAGCGCAGCUCUGGCGGCAGCCUGGGGGUGCUGUUUUGUGUGAAGCAGCUCUAUAGCAUCAAGUCCCAGCCACCCCCAGCUGCCCCGUGCAAAAUGCGCUAAGGCCACCUUGUGAAUGUUAAAUUUCAAGCGAGCAGAUACUUCCAGAGCUUCCUCCCUCGCAGGUGAGAGAUGUUUUGCCCUCCCUGAGGCAAUCUGUUGCAUUCUGAGUAGCAAAACAAGUUGGCAGUGCAGCUGGCAGCAUUUGCCUUCCCCUGCAUAACUCCUCUCUGACCAGAAGGGAAGGAAGCUGUGUCCAGAAAUGCACAGGCUCUUUGCUUGAAUGAGCACCAUUUGCUGCAGUACCAGCUGAGAAGCAGUAACAUAAGCCUUGGCAGAAGUCAGACAGGCAGACAAUUCAGAGACAGCCAAAUGAAUGUGAGGUGAGGGGAGAGGCCAUUUUCCCCUCCUUAGACUCAGGUGUGGGGCUAUGUUUUUAAGCCAGAAAUAAUUCCUCCCAUGUACUUCCACUGUAGAAUUUCUGUGGCAGUCAUUAUGUCAUUUCAAUUACAAUUUCCCUAUGUUCUGACUGUUCAACAGGCAAUUGCAGUGGCUUUUAAAAUUCAGAUGGCAUUAACUCAGUUGAGAGCUACAGAGAAAUUGCAAACCAUUUCUGACAGCAGCAAUCUACUGACUUGUGAGACUCCUGGAAACAGGAGACAUGUGAAAGAGUUGGUUUGUACACGGUAGAGAGAAAUACAUGGCAAACACUGAUUUGACACCUCUGCUACCCUUCAUGAUAUCACUUGCAAACACAGGAUGCAAGGAUGGCUUCCAUAAGCCUCUCACAUCUAAUUGAAGUGCAUAGAUAGGAGAGUCUUUAAAGAAAUGUCCAAUGACAAGCUUGUACUUUCACAGAUAUCAUUAAAUCUCAGUGUGCGAGGCCUUCAGAGAUCUUCAAGGAAAGUGAGAAAACCUGUGAUAAAAUUGCCUUUCUGUCUUCAGAUCUGUUGGGGAAAGUGUAUGGAGGCAGUGCCAUGGCAAAGUGCCACAGUACGUGCUUGGGCAUCCACAGGGUGAGAGGAAGACCACAUCUUUGCCCCAAUGGAGAGCUAAUGAUACUGAAGUUGUUUCUGAGGGAUAUUUGCCCAACCCAUUCUAAAAAUCUGUUUAAAGGCAGAUUCCUCCCCCACCAGGUCUUCUGAGCACCAUGUUACCCACCAAUUAUUCAUGCUGGCUGCCCACAAGUGGGAUGGGCAAGAGGACCCAUGCCCCUCUCUGCACAGAGAAGUCCAUGUCAGGUGAGAGGCAGUUUCUGAAGACUCACUGUCCCCUAGAAACCCAAAACAGAAACAAAACCAACUUACAUACCUGUCUCAUCAUGUUCCACCUCAAGCUGACCUUCCAUUCCCCGCUUGUAGGCUUGGUGAUCAGAAGUCAUGAAAAUGCUUAGGGUGUUCUUGGCCAAAGUCUAUGAGAUUCCUGCCUGAAUACGGAUGUUUCUGAUAGACAACAAAUGUUCUUGCUCUACAGGUAAUCUGAAUACCUCAACAUGAACCCAAAACAGCACGUUCUCAAGGUCACAGACUGUGCUAACCCACUUUGCCUUCCUUCCCAUAGGCUUUUUCCUCUGGAGCAAUUAUCUCCACCAAAGUCAAUGGGUAUGUGCCACAUCCAUUGAUAAAGGUGCAGGUACUGUGCUCUGUUCUCAGUCCAAAGCACUCCAAAUGGCCAACUGUGCAUCAGCUUUUACCCUCACUGCUGAGCCUCCGUUUGGAAGACUACCUAGGUUUAAGCAGUUUUUGUCACCCUCUUGAGAGGCUUUCUAGCCCAGGUUUCACUGUGGUUUUGUUUACAAUAGAGAUGACCCACUUUUUGUAUACAUUCAGUGAGUAACAGUAUUUAUUAUACACUGCCAGGCACUGACUAAAAUUUAACAGCAAAAAUUUUGACUACAGCAAAAGAGAAUAUAUAGGACUGCGGCUCACUGAGAGUGUUUAUCUUCUACAAACAUUAAAAUUUCCAUACAGUAAGGUAUGGUGUACAGUAUAUUUUUACUACAGGGUAAACAUGGGGAAAAAGAACCAACUUAAGUGCAUGUGUCCACUAACACCACUCAGUUUUUUUGUAAGAUAUUUUCUAAUGUUGGCUUAGUACAAGUCCAUUUUCAAUUUACAAGUUCCCUAACUGGAAGGAAAAAUGAAGAGAGAAAAGUUGGUAUAGCUGGAAUAAUUUCACCAUAAAAAUUAAGUGAUGAAGCCAGAAUUUUCUGCCCAAAGCUUUAAGUGAAAUUGUUCCACUUAAAUUAAAAUUGGAGCUGUGAAGGCUGAGAAAAACCUGCCUAGCAAAGAACUUCUUUUCCAAAGGCAAGCAAACGCAUUUAUCUUGGACAACUGCAUGAACCCGGAGGGAAAACAACACCAGAGUGGCUUGAGGUUGCGUUGAGCCAUGUGAGGAUUCGCAUCUGCUCUCAGGAGCUUUCUGAGCCAGCACUGCAUUCAGGUAACAUGUGUACUGUAAAUUGAAAGGUGUACUUUUAAAGGUUUUUCUCUGGGCUAGCUGUCCUCUGGCAAGCCACCAAAUCCCACCGCAGCCAACACCUCAUUUAUUUUUAUUAACCGAGGAAACAAAACAGUAGCAGCACAACUGAGAAAAUUCGGGAGAGGGAGAAGAAAAAUUGUGAUUUCUCUUUUAAACAGGAGAAAGUCAGAAAUGAGCUCUUUAGCAUGUGAUUUUUGCAGGGGGGAACUUCGAAAAGCAAAUGGGUGUUUUUUUUCCUGCUGCUUAGCUUUGAAAAUAGAGCAUUCUUGGAAAUCUGGGAAAAGGGAGCAGAAUAGAGGAGCUGGCUUUAGGUUUGCUGUGCACAUGGAGCUACUGCAAUUACCCAGGCAGGGACAGGAGCUGUGGGCAGGAUGGGAGCACAGGAAGAAAAGAGGACAUGGUCAGAACCACAGCAUGGGUACUGAGUGCAUGUCACAGCCCUGCCCUGCACUGCACACAGGGUGUAUGCAGCCCAGAGCCUGUGCAUAGAGCAAGCUCCUGGACUGCCUGACACCUCUGCAGCACCUCGCUGUUCUCUGUGUCUAGAAGACCAUGAACAGAGAGGGUUACCCAAACCCUUUCCCUCCCCUACAUACAUGGAUAUUAAAACCUAAACUCAUACAAACCAAGGCGUACAAUUUGGGCCACAUACAUCGGGGUGAAAUAUAUAUUCCUGCAUCUCCAAUGAGAAAGAGAUGCAUCUGGGCAGCAUUCUCCUCUCACAGCUGGGCACCCCACCAUGGCCACAGGGCACCCUGGGACCCCAGAGCAGGCACAGGGGAAACCUUACUCACUCUCCCUAUCCCCAGUCUUGUUAGAGAAUGGGGAGAUUUAGUUCCAAAUUUUGGCAGGGAUGGGCAUCUGUGAAUCCCAUUCUCUGCCAGGAAAGUGCAAGAGAAAAAUCUGUUGUUUUUUUUUUUAAGUAUAUGGCAAAGGCUUGGACCUAGGAGGGGAUCUGGAGUGUGUUCCUGCCCAGCAUGCACAUGUUGGGGCAGAGGGGUGUGGUUUCUGCAGAGGUGCCCCCUAUGCAGCUCCCUGCCUGGGGGAUAGCAGCUCAGCAUCUCCUGGGGCACCCACUGGUAUUCUGCAGGUCAUCACUAUUUCACUUCUGGGGGGGAAAAAAUAAUAAAAAAAAAAAGAGGAAAGUCAG